AUGGACCAACCUGCCAUGAGCGCUUGGGACCACCUGCCUGAGUACAUGUCGCCGUCAACCAAUCCUUUAAGCGCCAACCCCUUUCAGACUGUCGAGUCCGCCAGCACGAUCCGCUGUCCUCUCAAACUCAGCAGGAAUGCUGACACCACCCGCACCAGGAAGCUCACGGCAGACGCUGCCGUCCGCAUCUUCAAAGAGCGAGUAUCGCUCGAGGCCAAGAGUAAGUUCGCAGAAAGCGAGGUAGUAGGGAAAUGUUAUGGGGUGAGCCCAAAGACCGUGCGAGACAUCUGGGACAGAAAGUCAUGGGCACGACACACGGAGUCGUUGGUUGCCAAGCAUGAGCAAGUGCCAGCAAGGUAA
Messenger RNA from Guillardia theta CCMP2712, 360 nucleotides. RefSeq lists its product as hypothetical. The record is from RefSeq and is a predicted model, not a curated record. The transcript has a single exon. Bases 1 to 360 code for a protein of 119 amino acids. Lineage: Eukaryota; Cryptophyceae; Pyrenomonadales; Geminigeraceae.